UGGGCCAACCAGAGAGAAAAAGAGAGAACCGCCAGAACAACAAAACACAGACAGACAAAAAACACAAUAAACUCCAUUGAAGGUCUUUGGUUGAGCUCUCAACACACAGAGCUCCUCCAAUCAGACCUCAAUGACACAAUUUCCAGGAAGUACAUAAAGGGAGUGUAAAGAUAUAAUUUAAGCUCUGUGGGGGGUUUUGAUCUUCAAUUAUCUAUAAAGGGUUUGUCCAGGUACAUUAAGUUAAGAUCAACUGUCAAACUUCAACAACUACAGUUGAGAAAUUGACUAGUACAUUUUGUUGAAUUAGUACUGUUUUUACAAAUUUUUAGGUAAGUUAUAAUUUUAGAAAGAGUUCUUAGAGGUGUGGUAUGGAUGUUGUAUUAUAAGAUCAUCAGAUAUUGUAAGUUAUAAUUUUAGAAAGAGUUCUUAGAGGUGUGGUAUGGAUGUUGCGCGGAGCAACAGUAGUAAUUCGGCGUUGAUUGAACCGUGCAGCUGUUAUAGAGUUUCAACACUUGUUGACACAAUUCUGAACACAGAACAAAUUGCUCGGUUGGAAGAUCGGUAUCGUUUGGGGGAUGAAUUGGGGUGGGGGCAAUUUGGUGUUAUUCGUGCUUGCUUGGAUAAAUUAAAUGGAGAGAUUUUGGCUUGUAAAUCUAUAGCGAAAGAGAGAUUAGUAACACUUGAUGAUCUUAGAAGUGUUAAGCUUGAGAUUGAGAUAAUGACUAGGUUAUCUGGGCAUCCAAAUGUUGUGAAUCUUAAGGCUGUUUACGAAGAUGAAGAUUAUGUGCAUUUGGUAAUGGAACUUUGUGCUGGUGGGGAACUUUUUCAUCGACUGGAGAAACAUGGGAAGUUCUCUGAGUUCAAUGCUAGAGUUCUUUUUCGGCAUCUGAUGCAGGUGGUUAUGUAUUGCCAUGACAAGGGUGUUGUUCAUAGAGAUUUGAAACCUGAAAACAUUCUUUUGGCCACAAAGGAUACAUCCUCACCCAUUAAAUUGGCCGAUUUUGGUCUUGCAACCUAUAUUCAACCCGGGCAGAAACUUAAUGGUACUGUUGGGAGUCCAUUUUACAUAGCUCCUGAAGUAUUGGCUGGGGGUUACAACCAGGCAGCCGAUGUCUGGAGUGCUGGUGUUAUCCUUUACAUUCUCCUCUGUGGGAUGCCUCCAUUUUGGGGGAAAACCAAGUCUAGGAUCUUCGAUGCUGUCAGGGCUGCUGAUCUGCGGUUCCCCUCUGAACAUUGGGAUCAUGUAUCUGCAUCUGCCAAGGAUUUGGUUACUCAAAUGCUCUGUACUGAUCCUGCAAAACGGCUAACUGCAACUCAAGUGCUCGAUCACUCUUGGAUGAAUGAGUGUGUACAGAUGGAGAACGAAUACUGUGAACGCCAAAACGUAAGUUGUGGUGAUAUGGAUAUGGGCCAGGGAUCUUUCUCCUCCACCACCUUUAUCUCUAGACAAGAUCUUAGCUUUGGUUCAGAGUCACAGCCAGGGCAUUCUCCUGCGUUCACUUGCAAAUCGUCAUUUUCAUCAUUCUUGGUUGAUGCCUCAACUCCUUGUUCUGUAGCUCGAGGCUUUUCAUUCCGUAGUUGUGGUGAAUCAAGCGUGUUAGACUUUUCUUCCCCUGUUGCUUCGAUGACAAGCUUUGCAUUUUUCGGACCAAGUUCUCCAGUCGAUCAAGUGAACUGUAACCCAUUAAGUUUCAGAAUAGAUAGUUCAGCAGCUUGUGAGAUUCGUAGAGAGACCAGCUUUGGGAAGCUUUUCAUUGCUCCAGAUUCCUCUAAUAGUUUAGUUUGUGGCGGCGGUGAAACUGAGAACAACAAGAACCCAACUGUGAUCCGAAGGUUUGGAGGAACAACAAGUGCCACUGGAGUGCUAAGUAUCCACAACAUGAGACACCAUACAAUUGGACUAGGGGAGCUCGAGCAACUUGAUCUAAUCACUGAAUCAGUUGUUCGAUGGGCAUCAUGCACUCAUGUCUCAGGUGCUCCAUCUCUUAGAUCUUCUCUCGUUUGUUGAAGUUCACUAAUUAACGAGCAGUACACAAUGACAAUGACGAAGAAGAACGGUCCCAGUGAAGGAGCUUAGUGCAUAAUUUAUAGUGAAAGAAAUCACUUGUUAAAUAGAGCUAAUCUAAUAUUAACAUAUGUAUGCUUGUAUAACUGAAUUUGAAUUUCAGUUGGGGGCUUUGAUUAUUCUGAUUAGUGUGUAUUUGAGUGAUGAAGGGGUGUGCAUAUGUGUUGCUUGUGGUCUUAAUACUGAACUUUACAAGGGAACUAUCUGAAUAUACCAUGUGCUUCAAUCUCUAUGAAAAAUGUGAAAGUAUUACAGCUCGUC
This is a messenger RNA of Papaver somniferum (opium poppy), 2326 nucleotides long. Its product is annotated as calcium-dependent protein kinase 26-like. The coding region runs from base 440 to 2008 and encodes 522 amino acids. NCBI's taxonomy places the organism in Eukaryota, Viridiplantae, Streptophyta, Magnoliopsida, Ranunculales, Papaveraceae. The record is from RefSeq and is a predicted model, not a curated record. Gene Ontology annotation, molecular function: calcium/calmodulin-dependent protein kinase activity; calmodulin binding; calcium-dependent protein serine/threonine kinase activity. The transcript is spliced from 5 exons. Gene Ontology annotation, biological process: intracellular signal transduction; peptidyl-serine phosphorylation; protein autophosphorylation. Gene Ontology annotation, cellular component: cytoplasm; nucleus.